AAUACUUGAAAUACAAUUGAAAAGUCAAAGCAUGAAGAGCAUACUGAUUCUAUUGGCCCUUGCAUUGGCCGCGGUGACUGCCGCCCCACAAACCAGCUUGGACGAGUUCACCGAAGUGGAGAUCAAUGAACUCAAUGUGGUUGACAAAAUGGUUUCGGCCGCCAUCCAUGAGGCUGAAGCCUUGGCCGAUGAUAUUGUGAAGCUAGUUGAACAUCAACUCUUGGAGAUUGUCAUGUACCCCAUGCAUCAAUUGGAGCAAGCUGUUUCCGACAUCGAUGCCCGUCGCCAGGAGAGUGAGGAGUGUGUGGCCAACGAGGCCCUUCAUGUGGCCGGCACUGUGGAAACGGCCACAGUCGAUUUCUACAAGUGCGGCCGUGAUGCCACCACCACCUCGAUCCAAUUGGUUUUGGACACCAAGAAGGCUGUUCUUCAGCUCACCUAUGAUGGCUACUCUCUGGUCAAGGAGGUACGCUCAUGCAUGAAAAAAACCAAUUCGGUUAUGAAGAAAGUGUGCAAGGCCAAGUGCUCCGUCGAUGCUGGACUUUUUGCUUAUAGUGGCCAGAAAUCGAUCCGCCAUUUGAUCGGUUUGCGUAAAACAGUCCCAGCUGUCGGCACCGAUGCCAAGGCCUGCACUCUCUCUGCCACCGAACAGGCCAUGUAUGAAUUUGGUAUGGUUAACGAAAACAUUGACGUCUGCAUCUAUAAUUUGACACACUAAGCUAAAUUAGCCAAAGAGUUUUAAAUAAUAAAUUUAAAUGCAAUCGUA
Molecule: messenger RNA, 766 nt
Organism: Drosophila willistoni
Lineage: Eukaryota; Metazoa; Arthropoda; Insecta; Diptera; Drosophilidae
Exons: 2
Coding region: 32-718 (228 amino acids)
Source: RefSeq, a predicted model, not a curated record